AUGGAUCAUCAAGAUCAGAGAAUUGUUAUCAACAAAUGGUUUGAUUUACGUCGAAGAGCUAUAGUUCAACUACUGUGUGCUAUUGUUUACUAUUAUGUCCGAAUGUCUCGUAAGAGAAAAUUAUGUUAUAGUAUGAGCUCUGAGAGAGAAAGGGUUCGCGAAGAAAUAAUGUAUCGAAUUAGUAAUAGUGAAACUAGUAGAAAUAUAUUAAGAAUGUGUCCUAAAACUUUUAUGAGCUUAUGUGGUCUGUUAGAAAGAGAGGGGGGAUUACAAGCUACUCGAUGGUCAAGUGUGGAAGAGCAAGUUGCAAAAUCAAUCUACAUAUUAACACAUAAUGCUAAAAAUCGUGAAGUCAACUUUUGGUUUCGUCGUUCUGGCGAGACUAUUAGUCGCCAUCUUCAUCAAGUUUUGAGAGCUAUUCUUGAAUUGGAAGAAAAAUUUCUUAUCCAACCCGAUGGCUCAAUGGUCCCUCCUGAAAUUUCAAGUAAUUAUAGAUUCUACCCGUAUUUUAAGGAUUGUGUUGGUGCAAUAGAUGGAACACAUAUACGUGUCAAAGUAUCAGCAAAAGAUGCUCCUAGAUAUCGCGGUAGGAAAGACUACCCAACACAAAAUAUUUUAGCAGCAUGUACUUUUGAUUUAAAGUUCACUUAUGUGCUCGCGGGAUGGGAAGGGUCUGCCUCUGAUUCGAGAAUAAUAAAGAAUGCAUUAACACGUGAAGAUAAACUUAAAAUUCCUCAAGGAAAAUAUUAUCUUGUUGAUGCUGGAUUCAUGUUGACAAGUGGAUUAAUUACACCUUAUAGAGGAGUUCGGUAUCACCUGAAAGAAUAUUCGGCUAGAAAUCCACCCCAAAAUUCUAAAGAAUUGUUUAAUCUUCGACAUUCGUCUUUACGCAAUGCAAUUGAAAGAGCGUUUGGUGUAUUGAAAAAAAGAUUUGAGAUUUUAUCUAAUUCAACAGAGCCAAAUUAUGGAGUUAAAGCUCAAAAGUUAAUCAUUUUUGCAUGUUGCAUUCUUCAUAAUUAUCUAAUGAGUGUGGACCCGGAUGAAGACCUUAUAGCUGAAGUAGAUGCUGGAAUUGCAAAUCAAAAUGUAUCUAAUGACAAUCAUCAAGGUUCAAGAAGUGAUAGAGAUGAACUUGCUUUGGGCGGGGUUAUAAAAGAUAGUGUAGCACAUCAAAUGUGGUUAAAUUAUCAAAAUAACGAUUUAGCUUAA
Lathyrus sativus (Indian pea) is the source of this 1209-nucleotide messenger RNA. NCBI's taxonomy places the organism in Eukaryota, Viridiplantae, Streptophyta, Magnoliopsida, Fabales, Fabaceae. The record is from the annotation of a GenBank genome assembly.